UUUACUGUUUUUUCUACGAAAUUUACUUGUCGCCGUCGGGAAAUAUCAAUAUUAUGUUUAAUAUGAUUUAUUUAUUCAUUAUAGACAUUAUUUUGAUAAGUAGGAUAAUUCCGUCCCAUUUACGAUAAUUUUACGCUGCGGGUAUGACAUUUGCCUCACUUCAGUUUGUGAGUUUUGACACUGACACUGCCUUGCCUUCCAUCCAAUGAUUUAAUUGAGGUUAAACAACCCACCCAAGUCACGGUUGUAUUCAAGAAAUUCCCUGCAGGCUUUGCCUUAAAACUGUUAUCGUUAAAAGUUUUGAAGUAAUAGAAAACGUUAUUAGAGAUAUUUUCGAUGUUCUUUUGCUGAAACUGAAAAUCGAUGAUGAGAGCAAAGAGAUUAUAUGUAACGCUUGCAGAAGAAAAUUAUAUGCAGCAUUUGAAUUCAAGUCAACAUGUCUGAAUACCGAUAACAUAAUUAUACCACAUGUGGAUUGCGAAAAAAUGUUACAGCUCUACAUAAGGGAAGUGUACAGGAAGGAAAAGAGAAACGAAUCAAUUUCAGAUAGUCAGAAAAUAUGUCGAUUGUGUAUGAACUUGGUAAAAAGUGAGUUUAUGUGCAUACGUGAAGAGGAACUCGAAGCUAUUCAGAAAUUGACUCCUGAAAUGAAUAUAAAUAUCAUCAUGGAUCCCGUUGUAUGUAAAGAAUGUUUUGAUUCCCUGUGUACCCACAACAGUUUCCUUAGAGAAUGCUUAGAAGUAGAGGAAAAAAUUAAAGGGGUUUGUGAUAAUUCAGCCACAGAAAGUCGAAUAGAUACUUCUCCAUCUGAUUUAUUCGUUAAGACUGAAAACCUGGAUAAAGAGUUUGAUAUUAGCGAGAUGGAACUGUCGAUCAAAACUGAGUGUGUUGACAUAAAAUCUGAAGAUGAGGAAAGAAGUGACGCGCGACUGCAGAGUUCCGAUAAUGAACCAUUCGAGAAGAGUGACUGCAAAGAUGCGGAAGAGGAUCGAUGUAAACAUGGGAAUGGAUCGGAGAACAAAUGUAAUACAAAAACCAAGCGGGGGUGUAAAGUAUUGUAUAAAUGUGAUAAAUGUAUUUAUGAAACUAGAAACAAGAGUCGUUUUACAGUACAUUGUGCGAGACACAAGAACGAUUCAGAAGCGUAUAAACGUGAAUCGUGUGAGUAUGACACUAGAAAUAAGAGAUUUCCUCAAAGGCACCCGUUGAGACAUAAGGAUCCCUCACAUGCCAAAAUGUACAUGUGUAACGUCUGCGAGUACGAAACUAAAUAUAGGGAGUAUAUCAAACAGCACAAAGUGACACAUAGAGAUCCUUUGCAGGUUCAAAUGUACAAGUGUAACCGCUGUGAUUAUGAAAGUAAAUACAAGGGUAAUAUCAGAAAGCACGCAGUGAAACACCAAGAUCCUUCGCAGGUUCAAAUGUACAAGUGUGACAAAUGCAAUUAUGAAAGUAAAUACAAGAGUCAUAUUAAAUCACACCAGGUGAAACAUAAAGAUCCUUCGCAAAUGUACAGUUGUAAUGACUGUAAAUUCAAAACUAAGUACAAGAAGACUAUGAAAAGGCACCGACUGAAACAUGAAGAUCCUUCGCAGAUGUACAGGUGUAACCACUGCGAUUAUGAAGCCACAUAUAAGAAUAAUAUUAGACAGCAUCUACUGAAACAUAAAGAUCCUUCACAGAUUCAAAUGUACAAGUGUAACCGCUGUGAUUAUGAAAGUAAAUACAAGGGUAAUAUCAGAAAGCAUGCAGUGAAACACCAAGAUCCUUCGCAGGUUCAAAUGUACAAGUGUGACAAAUGCAAUUAUGAAAGUAAAUACAAGGCUCAUAUUAAAUCACACCAGCAGGAACAUAAAGAUCCUUCGCAAAUGUACAGUUGUAAUGACUGCGAAUACAAAACUAAGUACAAGAAUACUACCAAAAGGCACCGACAUGGAGAUCCUUCGCAGAUUCAAAUGUACAGGUGUAACCACUGCGAUUAUGAAACUACAUACAAGAGUCGUAUUAAAUCACACCAACUGAAACAUAAAGAUCCUUCAGAGGUUCAAAUGUACAGGUGUAACCACUGCAGUUACAAAACUAAAUAUAGCUACAACAUCAAACAUUUUUGUAAUGUAGAAGAGUUCGCUUCUGAGCAAGAGUCUAAGAGAAUAAGCAAAAACAAGAAUAUAAAUAUCAUCAAAGAUCCCGUUGUAUGUAAGGAAUGUUUCGAUUCUCUGUGUAUCCACAACAGUUUCCUUAGAGAAUGCUUAGAAGUAGAGGCAAAAAUUAGAGAUGUUUGUGAUAAUUCAGCGACAGAAAGUCGAACAGAUACGUCGCCAUCUGAUUUAUUCGUUAAGACUGAAAACCUGGACAAGGAAUUUGAUAUUAGCGAGAUGGAACUGUCGAUCAAAACUGAAUGUGUCGACAUAAAAUCUGAAGAUGAGGAAAGUAGGGAUGCGCUACUGCAGAGCUCGGAUAUUGAACCAUUCGAGAAUAGUGACUGUAAAGAUGCGGAAGAGGAUGGAUGUAAACAUGAGAAUGGAUCGGAAAGCAAAUGCAAAACGAACACCCAGCAUGAGUGUAGAGUAUUGUAUAAAUUUGAUGAACCUAUUUACCAAACUAGAGGUAGGAAAUUUUUUCAAAGGCACCUGUGGAGACAUAGUGAUCCCUUACAGGCCAAAAUGCGAAGAUGUUACGACUGCGAUUACGAAACUAAAUACAAGAAUCAUAUCAAAUGGCACCAACUGAAGCAAAAAGAUCUUACGCAGGUUCAAAUGCACAAAUGUAACCACUGCGAUUAUAAAACUAAAUAUAAGAAUGCCAUGAAACAGCACCAACUGACACAUAAACAUCCUACAGAGAAAUUGAAUAAUGAGAGCAAAGAGGUUAUAUGUAACGCUUGCAGAAGAAAAUUAUAUGCAGCAUCAGAAUUUAAAUCAAAUUGUCUGAAUACCCAUAACACAAUUAUUCCAUAUGUGAAUAGUGAAAAAAUGGUACAACGCGACUUAGGAGAACUCUACAUGAGGGAAAAGAGAACCGAAUUGAUGGAUAUUUCAGACAACCAGAAAAUAUGUCGAUUGUGCAUGCAGCCAGUAGAAAGUGAGUUUAGGUGCAUACGUGAAGAGGAACUUGAAGCUAUUCAGAAAUUGGCUCCUGAAAUGAUUGGAAGUAUCGUCAAAGAUCACAUUUUAUGUAAGAAGUGCUGUGAUUCUCUGUAUACCCACAACAGUUUCCUAAAACAUUGCAUGGAAAUAGAAGAAAAAAAUUGUGAUAAUUCAAACCCAGGAAGUUCAAAAGAUAUAUCAUCAUGUUAUUUAUUUGUUAAAACUGAAAACUUGCACAAAGAAUUUGAUAUUAACGAAAUGGAAUUGGCAAUUAAAGAAGAAUAUGUUGAUAUAAAAUCAGAAGAUAGAGAAAAGAGCGACACGCUGAGCUCUGAUAUUGGACCAUACGAUAAGAACGAUUGUAAACAUGAGGAUGGAUCAGCAAACGAAUGUAAUACGAAAGUCAAGCAGGAGCGCAAAGUAUUGUACAAAUGUGAUAAAUGUAUUUACGAAACUGAAUGCGAGACCUGUUUUGCAGCACACCAUGCAAGACACAAAAACGGCUUGGAAGUGUAUAAAUGUGAAUCCUGUGAAUAUGAAACUGAAAAUAAAAAAUUACUUGAAAGGCACCAGUUUAGACAUAAAGAUUCUUCGAAAAUGCAUUUGCAUCGAUGCCAGUUCUGUAACUACAAGACAAAGUAUAGGUCCGACCUUGUUAUGCAUCAGGUGAAACACAAAAGUGCCUCCGAUGCACGAGUGUACAAGUGCGACUUUUGUUAUUUCAAAACAAAGUUGAGGACUAGCUUCAAUAAACACAAAAAAUCAAACAAAUGUGAUGAGUAUUGCCAUAAAACCAAAGACAACUCUUCGACAAAUAAAGACGCUUCACAACAGCCAAUUUAUAAAUGUGCUAGAUGCAACUACGAAUCAGUGAAUAAGAGACUUUUAAUCCAACAUCAGUUGGUACAUAAAGAUCCCUCGCAGGUCAAAAUGUACAGGUGUAACGACUGCAAUUAUGAAACUAAAUACGGGAGCGUUAUCAAACGGCACCUACUGAAACAUAAAGAUCCUUCACAGAUUGAAAUGUACAGAUGUAAAGACUGUGACUAUGAAACUAAAUACAAGAGUUAUAUCAAACAACACCUACAGACACAUAAGGAUCCUUCACAGAUUCAAACGUACAACGACUGUGAUGAUGAAACCAGAUACAGUGUCAUCCAACGCCAACUGAAACGUGAAGAUCCUUCGCGGUUUCGAAUGUGUAACGACUGCGAUUUCAAAACUAUAUACAAGAAGAAUGUCAAACGACACCAACUGAAACAUAAAGAUCCUUCUCAGGUUGAGAUUUACAGAUGUAAUGACUGUGAAUACGAAACUAAAUACAAGGAUGAUAUCAAAGAGCACCAACUGAAACAUAAUGAUCCUUUAGAGGUUCAAAUGUACAGCUGUAAUGAUUGCGAUUUCAAAACUAUAUACAAGAAGAACGUCAAACGACACCAACUGAAACAUAAAGAUCCUUCGCAAAUUCAAAUUUACAGAUGUAAUGACUGUGAAUACGAAACUAAACACAAGGAAGAUAUCAAAAAGCACCAAAAUGACAGCCUAGAAGUGAAAUAUAAACCUAUUGGAAUCAUUUAUAAGAUGAUAGCUGGAAAUGUUCUUCCGAGAAGGAAAGAAGAAGCAGAAGAAAAAAGAAAACUUCAAGGUGACGCGUGGCCAGUUAAGGUUAAAAGUUAA
Molecule: messenger RNA, 4763 nt
Organism: Anoplophora glabripennis (Asian longhorned beetle)
Lineage: Eukaryota; Metazoa; Arthropoda; Insecta; Coleoptera; Cerambycidae
Product: zinc finger protein 729-like
Exons: 13
Coding region: 486-4763 (1425 amino acids)
Biological process (GO): regulation of transcription by RNA polymerase II
Cellular component (GO): nucleus
Molecular function (GO): DNA-binding transcription factor activity, RNA polymerase II-specific; zinc ion binding; RNA polymerase II transcription regulatory region sequence-specific DNA binding
Source: RefSeq, a predicted model, not a curated record